GGCGAGGAACAAAGGAGAAAUUAAAAUUCACUCUCCCCUCCGUCUUCGGAGCUAAGCAGAGAGAGGGGGGGAGGUUGGGGCCUGGUUACUACUACUCAUGCAAUCAAUCGAUCGAUCGAUCGAUCCUGCGGGGGUGAAAGGGACAGUGGAUAUUUAAAGGCUCUAGUUGCGCCAAAGAAACCAAGCUCUCAUCAUCUACCGUUCAAACCGUGCGUGGAGGACCAACCAAAGUUCGUCUUCCUCAUCGCGACAGCCCCCCGUCUACCACCCAAUUCCGUUUCCUGACCUCUGCCUCUGUCUUCGCUCGCUCUUCCGACCAAGCACGCAGUCAACGUAUCCAUGGCAGAGCAGACGUGGGAGAGCAGUGUCACCUCUUCCAUCAACGCCCUUUUCCUCCUCUUCUCCGCCUAUCUGGUCUUCGUGAUGCAGCUUGGCUUCGCCAUGCUCUGCGCGGGGUCGGUGCGUGCCAAGAACACCAUAAACAUCAUGCUCAGCAACGUCAUCGACGCAGCAGUGGGCAGCCUCUCCUACUACCUCUUGGGCUUCGCCUUCGCCUUCGGUUCCGGUAACCCCUUCAUCGGCACCUCUUACUUCGCCCUCCACGACAUCCCUGACCAGACCUUCGACUACUCCUACUUCCUCUUCCAGUGGGCCUUCGCCAUCGCGGUCGCGGGCAUUACCAGCGGCUCCAUUGCCGAGCGCACCCAGUUCGUCGCCUACCUCAUCUACUCCUUCCUCCUGACUGGCUUCGUCUACCCGGUCGUCGCGCACUGGAUCUGGUCCACCGGCGGCUGGGCCAGCCCCAGCUACGACGGGGGCAGCCUCCUUUUCGACUCCGGCGCAAUAGACUUCGCCGGCAGCGGCGUCGUCCACUUGGUGGGCGGGGUCGCGGGUCUGUGGGGGGCACUGAUAGAAGGCCCCCGAGUAGGUCGCUUCGACGCCUUCGGUCAACCCGUGCCCAUGCGAGGCCACAGCGCAACGCUUGUCGUCCUGGGCACGUUCUUGCUGUGGUUCGGCUGGUUCGGCUUCAACCCGGGCUCUUUCGUAAAGAUACUCGUUCCCUACGCUUCCACCACGUCGGAGGGGAACUGGACAGCGGUGGGUCGAACCGCGGUGACGACCACCUUGGCUGGGUCAACGGCCGGCCUGGUCACGCUGUUCGGGAGGCGCGUGCUGGUGGGUCACUGGGAUGCGCUGGACGUGUGCAACGGGCUGCUGGGUGGGUUCGUGGCCAUCACUUCCGGCUGCGCCGUGGUCGAGCCCUGGGCUGCCAUAGUCUGCGGGUUCAUCGCGGCCUGGGUGCUUAUGGGGCUCAACUUGUUGGCCGCGAGGUUCAAGUUGGACGACCCGCUGGAGGCGGCUCAGCUGCACGGAGGGUGCGGGGCGUGGGGGCUGCUGUUCACGGGGCUGUUUGCCAAGGAAGAGUUCGUGCUGCAGGCCUACUCCUCCUCCUCCAGGCCUUACGGGGUGCUGCUGGGAGGUGGGUGGGGGCUGCUGGGAGCACAGGUGGUGGAGCUGCUGACCAUCGUGGGCUGGGUGAGCUUGACCAUGGCGCCUCUCUUCUACGUGCUGCGGAGGUUGGGGCUGCUGAGAAUAUCGAGGGAGGAGGAGGUGGCGGGGCUGGACAUCUCCAGCCACGGGGGCUAUGCCUACACCAGGCACCACGACGACGGUCAAUCGGCCCCCCGAUUCUAUGACGACUACGUGAGGCUGCGACAGGAACCCGUGCAACCGUUCUGAUUUUGAAAAAUUCGAGCAUGCAAAAUUACAAGGUGUAAUUGAGUAUUCAUGCGUGAGGCUUUUGGUUUUUACAUCUUCAAGUCUCGAAGAAGAAUGGGUUGGUUUCUUCUUUUUCUUCUCUCUUUAUUAUUUUGUGCUGUGAAAAUAUAAGCAUGUAAUAAGGAAUAGAUCUCCAAGUGAGUUCGACCGA
Molecule: messenger RNA, 1930 nt
Organism: Nymphaea colorata (pocket water lily)
Lineage: Eukaryota; Viridiplantae; Streptophyta; Magnoliopsida; Nymphaeales; Nymphaeaceae
Product: ammonium transporter 1 member 3-like
Exons: 1
Coding region: 340-1740 (466 amino acids)
Biological process (GO): ammonium homeostasis; ammonium transmembrane transport
Cellular component (GO): membrane
Molecular function (GO): ammonium channel activity
Source: RefSeq, a predicted model, not a curated record